AUGGCUCCAGCUGCCGUCACCAGUAUUGCCAAUGGCUCUUCCAAUGGCCCCAUGCAAGCCAACGCUUGGGUUGGCCACCAUGGCGCUGCUGGUGUUGACCUAAGAAGUGAUACCAUGACAACCCCGACGCCGGCGAUGCUUGCUGCCAUUCAGAACUGCAGUCUUCUCGACGAUGUGUUUGUGGAAGAUCCGACCACAAUGGAGUUGGAGUCUCAUGUCGCUGCUCUUGCGGGAAAAGAGGCUGCUCUCCUCGUUCUCUCCGGGACUAUGGGGAACCAGAUCGCCCUGAGGACUCUCCUUACCCAACCCCCCUAUAGUGUUCUAUGCGAUCACCGCGCCCAUAUCAUCAAGUACGAGGCAGGCGGUGUAGCGUCUCUAUGCGGCGCCAUGGUGAAGCCUGUCGUGCCGAGCAACGGGGCUUUCCUGACGCUUGAGGAUGUUGUGGCCAAUGCAGACUUGGACGACGACGUCCACACAUGUCCUACCAAGGUGAUCAGCUUGGAGAAUACCAUUAACGGCGUGAUUACCCCCCUUGCCGAGGUCAGAAGAAUCGCUCAGUUCGCCCGCCAAAACGAUCUCAAGUUCCAUUGCGAUGGUGCAAGGUUGUGGGAGGCUGUCGCAUCAGGUGCCGGCAGCCUCUCGGAAUACUGCUCUCUAUUCGACACAGUCAGCUUGUGUUUCUCCAAAGGCCUCGGUGCUCCGAUUGGCAGUAUAGUUGUGGGCAGUUCGCGAGAUAUCAAACAUGCUCGUUGGAUUCGCAAGUCCAUUGGGGGUGGUCUACGUCAGUCUGGUGUCGUUGCAGCUCCUGCACGCGUCGCUGUCGAUGAGACCUUUGGAAAGGGACCAAAUGGCGAGGGAGGUCUCUUGAAGUCUUCUCACGAAACUGCCAAGAAGAUUGAGAAGCUUUGGACUGAGCUGGGCGGGAAGCUCAUCCAUCCAGUCAAUACCAAUAUGUGCUGGCUCGAUCUUGGUUCAGCUGGCUGCAGUACAGAGGCCUUCGUCGCAUUUGGUAAAGACGCCGGCUUGAAAUUGAUUGGAAACCGGCUCGUCAUUCACUACCAGAUUGCCCAAAACGAAAAAGAGGUCCUUCCGAGACUGGAGCAAGUUUUCCGCCGCGCACUGGAAGGUGGCAGCAAUGAAGCUACUACGAACAAGGGUCCUUCAAACAUGUAUCGCGGUCGGUGA
Colletotrichum chrysophilum is the source of this 1185-nucleotide messenger RNA. RefSeq lists its product as uncharacterized. Gene Ontology annotation, molecular function: L-allo-threonine aldolase activity. The record is from RefSeq and is a predicted model, not a curated record. The transcript has 3 exons. Gene Ontology annotation, biological process: glycine biosynthetic process; L-threonine catabolic process. Bases 1 to 1185 code for a protein of 394 amino acids. Gene Ontology annotation, cellular component: cytosol. Lineage: Eukaryota; Fungi; Ascomycota; Sordariomycetes; Glomerellales; Glomerellaceae.